AUGAUAUCUAAAAUAGUCCGACCGUUGAUGAAUGAAAUCUUUUAUUUGGGUACACGUAGUCCAAUAUUAGCAUAUAAAAAAAUUGAAACACUUCUUCAACAAUAUAAUACGAGUGCUAAACAUGAUAAAAUAGCUAUUCUUGAUCAUAUUGCAAAAGCUUAUCAUCCAGAUCAAGAAGAAGUUACAUCGCAGAUUCAACGAAUGACAUCAUCAGAUUUUAUUAAAAACUGUGAACGAAUUCAUACAUGUUCAGAACCAAAAUAUGCACAAUUAUUUCGUCUUAUUGGACGACAACCUGAUGGUGUUCGUUCACUUGUUCAUCUCCGUGCUGAUUUACUAAGAUUUCUUCCUGAAAUGGACUCACCAGAUUAUGCUAAACGAAUGAGUGAUAAUCUUCAAGAUUUACUUGCAACUUGGUUUACAACAGGUUUACUUAAAGUUGAACGUAUUACAUGGCAGAGUCCUUGUGAAAUUGUUCAACGUAUAUCUGAAUAUGAAGCAGUACAUCCUAUUCGAACAUGGACAGAUUUAAAACAACGUUUAGGACCUUAUCGUCGAUGUUUUGCUUAUACUCAUCAUAUGAUGCCAAAUGAUCCUUUAGUUAUUUUACAUGUUGCAUUAAUGGAUGAUAUAUCUGAUUCAAUUCAAACUAUUUUAAAACGAGUUUCUCCUACAUCGAAUAAAUCUGAAGAAAUUCAAAAGGAAAAUGAAUCAUUAAUUAAUUCAGCAAUUUUUUACUCAAUUUCUUCAACACAAGCUGGUCUUAAAGGUAUUGAAUUGGGUAAUUCAUUAAUUAAACGUUGUGUUCGACAAUUACAAGUCGAACAUCCACAAUUAGAAAAAUUCUCAUCACUUUCUCCAAUACCUGAUUUUCGUAAAUGGCUUAUGGAAGAAUUAAAUUCUUCUUCAACGUCAUUAAUUUCCUCUGAAACUCGUUCAUGGCUUAAUUCAUUUCUAACAUCAACAACAACUUGGCAUUUAGAUGAAGAAAUUCUGAAUAAAAUUCAACCAAUUUUAAUGCAUCUUUGUGCAUAUUAUUUAACUCAAAUUAAACAUCCUCGUACAGGUUAUGCACGUGAUCCUGUUGCGAAUUUUCAUUUACGUAAUGGUGCAGUUAUUUGGCGAUUAAAUUGGUUAGCUGAUCGUAGUCAACGAGGCUGGAAACAAUCUUUAUCAAUUAUGGUUAAUUAUCGUUAUUAUGAUUUCGUUAAAAUUGAUCAGAAUAGUAUUGAUUAUAUUGAUAAAAAAACAAUACAAAUUGAUGAACAAGUUUCAAAAUUACUUUAA
This is a messenger RNA of Adineta steineri, 1287 nucleotides long. Lineage: Eukaryota; Metazoa; Rotifera; Eurotatoria; Adinetida; Adinetidae. The record is from the annotation of a GenBank genome assembly.